AUGUUGACUAUGAUUGAGCACACGGAGAUUGUUUUGAAAGCGCCACCUGAUUCAACGAACAAUGAUUUAGCGAAUAACAGCCGGGAUGGCAGUGACAAUGACUCUGUCUGUGCUUUGCACUCGAGCCACUCCGUGUCGACGUCGCCAUCAGUUUCAAAAACUCGCAGUUUUCGUGAUCCUUACCUCCCGGAGGACGACGGCAGCAUUCUGACGCCGGAACACGCCUUCGUUCAAUAUCAAACACGUUCUGAAGACCAGUCGUGUCAAAUUUGCGGACAACCAGCUGUCGGCUUUCACCAUCGAGCCUACGUAUGCGAGGCUUGCAAGAAAUUCUUCAUGCGCCAUACAGCUGCACGGUUCCGUCAGUCUGAAUCCGGUGGAGGCAAUCCCCUGGAUGCAAUUUGCCCCAUGGGUGGACAAUGUCGUGUUGAGGGUCCCGGGCGUGGAAAGUGUCCGCAUUGUCGCUAUCGUAAAUGCCUUGAUCUGGGAAUGACUUUGACGCCACCUGGUGGCGAAUCUGGUUGUGAUAUCUCUCAAAUACCCUGUCGCGUGUGCGGUGGCCCAUCUUCCGGCUUCCAUUUUGGGGCCCUGACUUGUGAGGGCUGCAAGGGCUUCUUUCGCCGCACCGUGCUCUCCAACGUUCGUCUCGAGUGUCUCAGCAACAAUGACUGCCCAAUCACGCCAGCAAAUAGGAACAUGUGCAAAAGCUGUCGCUUUCGGCGUUGUCUCGCAGUCGGUAUGUCCAAAUCGGGUAGUCGCAUUGGCCGUCAACCGAACGCUAUCAAAUAUUACUGUGCGCGUGAAAUUUCCCAGCUCGCUGGCUCCACACAUGAUCUCGAUAGCACACAGUUGAGUUGUGCUGCCUCUUCGGUAUCGAGUAGUCGAUCUGCAGGACCGGAUGCUGCCAGACACAGUGUCUCCACGAUUCCAUCAGUUGGCGAAAAGUGUUCAUCGCCUGCGGCCACAUUUACCCCUUCUUGGGCUGCUUCUGGAUCGAUGGAUAGGUCUGUUCAACCAGCCCAAUCGUCAUCUGAUCCAUCAUCUGGCUUCACCCAUUUGUACGGUCGCAACGGCCAGUUUUCUACCCUGAGCCGUACUUCUUCGAAAUCCGCUCACCUUGGUAAUACCGAUUCAGUUCGACUACAAGCGAGUAGUUUUGCUCAGAGUUCGGUGCGGUGCUCCUCUUUGGACCCUGACCUGUAUCCCCCAGAUAACGGUCCGGAAUCAGUGAGCUCAAAGAAACGCAGGCCCGCUGAUCACUGCACCGGGAGUCACACGGAUGAGUCCACCAUGGACACUAUUUCUCCCCAUUGUGACUCGGAUGGUGGUCGCAACAAAUAUAGCCCAUCCUCCUGUUUAUCAUUUGGCGAACCGGAUAGUCAAAACCGGGGACUGAACAAUUGUCCAGGACCACGAGGGUGGACAACCGUGGGAAACUCACAAGACCGUAAUGGUCGACCCCACAACACUCCAACGCAUUCAGUAUCGCACAGAUCAACACCGUUGGAAUAUUCGUUACCGAAUCCGGAUAUCACCAACCAAAUAUCGUCCACGACUCCCAUCCACGAUCGGCGCUCCUCCGUCUCUUCCGGAUCUGCAGAAGAUAUACUCAUCAAUUCAUCAGGACAGCUAUUAGCCCCACUGUCUCUCUACCUCCCCAUGGACGAGUCUUGUCCAGAAAAUGCUCGAUUUCAGUUUAAAUUGUUUUCCUGCUCUGGAGACGCAGUUCAGCAGCGGAAGGAGCCCCCAUCUUCCACUUACGCCUUCUACCCUACAUCUGUUAAGGAGCAGGCCACUCUGCACCAUUUUAGACAGCCUUGUCGCACUCAGUUGGACCCAGAUGCGUCACCUCGCCAGCUCUCCCCCAUGCCUUCCACAGUUUUAUCUGCAUCUCCUGUUCCUCAGGGCCCGGGGCCAGGUUUCAAUGACACUGAUUUCAUACUGUCAGAUACAGCCUCCCCCUCCCGCACCACUCGGAGCAUAGUAGAUCAACUUACCUCCACUGUCCUCCAAUUUCGCAACCAUCAACAGCAGCAGCGGAUGAUGAAUUCCGUUUUAACUGCGGAUUUAACGUGUGAUUCCUCUCUGUCAUCCACCGAUGCUCCCGAUCCUUCCUGCGCUGUGAUGAGAGCCACGUGUUCAUCGCCGCCUGAAAUACGUCAACCCAGAGGUCAACCGUUUUCUCGCUCUCAUCGAUCCUCGUUACAUUCCGACACAAUGUCACUGUCUUCGACUCCUCCUGCACGUACUCCUACUCAAUCUGGCCUCUCGUCCUAUCCAAUAUCACCAUCCUGCAAGUCGACAUCACCUGAGUUGUCAUGGGACGCAAAGACUCAACAACAUCUUUAUCAACAGCAACAGCGCUUUAUAAAAUCAAACAAUCGCUGCUCUUCAAACGAGUCAAACUUCCUCUCUUCGGUAAAUAAGUAUGAUCUCAUUUCUAUGAAUGGGAAUAAUAGUUCGACCGUUGAUCCCAACAUAUGCCAAGUAGUUGGCUCUCCCUCGACUUCGUCGGCAUCGUGGUUCGCUGCUGCAGCCGCCGCAGCUGCAGUUGCCAACGCACUAAUGGCUGCCACCCAAACAGCGCCUAAUCAAAAUCCCACUCCCGGUGGUUGUGGUGAUGUAUACACAGUGUUGUCCAAAUCGAGGGGCCAUGAACGAUUGUCUUCCAGAGACAACGAUCUUCAAUGCUCUUCUUCCGAAAGAUUUCGGAUUGUGCACUCAACGAAUUCAAGUUUAACUAAGCGUUCAAAAGUGGGCUCUUCAGAUGCCGUGCAUGACUCCCCGGCUACCACCAUCGGGCAAGGUUUGGGCACAAUGUACGGACUGAAGUUGGGAAGAUGCACCGCUCCCAGCGGCAGCGCUGUUCUUCGCUCCCUCAAUUUACCUACUUCGGGUGUGGACCUAUUACCCUCAUCAUCAGCUCCCAAUCUAGCAGCCGCGGCUGUAGCUGCUGCAGCUGCUGCUGCCACCGCGGCUGGAAUAGUUCUGUCUGGUAGUCGUGUAUGCACCAGAAUACCCCCAGAGGAUUUCUCUCAUCUCCGCCGUUCUCCAGACGCCGUGUUCCCAUCCUACUCUGAUUCUCCCAUCACCUCAUCCCCUUCCCCGCCAUGUAGCUCUAACUCGCAGACACAUCCAACCACCACAGAUUCCUUGUGUGUGGAUCGCACUGGUCAUCUCUUCCCAAGUUAUCUCCCUGGAACUUGUGACGCAAUCCGUCGUCCAUUGGGUUCAGUUGAACCGACUCCAUCGGUUAAUCUCCAUGUGACUUGUAAGGAAGUCAAUGCCAGGAUUCGUCCAAGAAAUGGGAUGCGAGCUACCUUUGUUUCAUUGCAAGCGUUUGCGGACGGUAUCAAUGUCGCAGCAAAAUACAUGAUUUCUGAGCGCAAGAAAAUCCGCAAUAAUCUUCCACAAACCUGUCGACCGAUGCAUUUGCUGGUGCGCGUGGAGGAGGUCUGGGACCGGAUGAUGCAACACUUUGAGUUGCAUUCGAAGUUCAUUGUGCACUUCGUUAAGCUGAUUCCAGGUUUCAACCAGUUGGAACUUGGUGACAAGCGCCAGCUCGUUCGAGGUGCCAUGUAUCCACUGAUGCUGUUGGAGCUCAGUCGGGAUUACGUGAAUAGCGAUGGCUCACAGUAUAACUAUUUUGACUUUACCGAAUCGGAGCGGGAAGUUAUUCUAAAGCAUUUCCCUACGUUUCACACAAUCACAGGCCAUCUGAUUCGAUCAGGGAAAUUUCUAGACCAAGUUGGAUUGGAUAAUAUUGAGUUAACCUUAGUAUGUGCCCAAGAAGUGUUCAAAAAUUAUCAGGGGCUACUCGAUCCUCAGGCAACUGAACAUCUCUAUCAUUUAGCUGGACGUGUGCUGACAGAUCACAUAGUUGGUAGUGGGCAACCGUUAGAGGAGCGUUCGACUCUCCUGCGUCGCCUGUCCCCGCUGUUGGAGCAGUGGAACAUGGAACACCACGAAGUGAUUGCCCAACUGCGACAGGACAAACCUCAACUGGAUUUUCCGGAGUUGUACACAGAAAUGUUUCAAUUGACCGAAGCCGAGGAACGUGAACAAAUCAUGACAGGGCUACGUUCGAGUGAAGGCAACAGUUGAGAUUAUAUACCAUUUUUCGUAUCCCACUCCUCUAUACUAUUCGCAAUCCUCUACUGACUGCUGUGUCAUGUGCUCAAUCCCGGUGUCCUGGUUAGCCCACUUGUGCUGGUCAACUGAUGAAGAUGGAUGCUACGAUCUAUUGGCUCCACUAUUUAGUGUCUCGUUCGAUCUCAGGUGUAUCAUGGGGAGUUCCCAUUCGUCCAAACUGCAGACUAACUUGCCCCACCUGUUCUUACUUGACCUUAUUCCCCGGCCUCGCUUAAUCAUCUAGUCGUUUUUCUCGCGUCAAUGUGUAUGGUUGCGCGUCUCCUCUUCUCAGGUGAACCUACUUUCACUUUGCUCAUGAGCGUAUUAACGUUGCUCUUACCCCACUAUUUAUCACUGUUAACUUUCCCUCUGCCACUUCCACGUAUUUUACCACCGGGUCACUCGCUAUCUUGCUCCUUUGCUCUCGACCGGUACGCACCGUGUUCGUUUUGUUUGUCAUUUAACACGGUCAUUCUGCCCCUGCAGAUUAUCAGUUCCUAGCGUAAUAGGCCUUGAUAAUGUGCCAUCCCGCGUCGUUUACAAUUUUAUCACUGGCUUUACUUUCUCCUUCUUUCCGUAACGACGGUGAUCAGCUUGUGCAUGUGGAUGAAUUCCCCAUCAUGAUGCUGUUCAAGGAUUACUUGCCUCCCCUGACUACCGCGUGAUAUACAUCUUUUGCGCCAUCCUUUUCGUUCCCCAGUGAUCCUGACCUAGCGUAUUCAAACAGAGUCCGAUCGGACUGCUCAUCCUUUUGAAAGGCUGUCAUCGCCCUCUGUCCAUUUUCCCUUCAUAUAUGGCCUUAUCUUUGCAGUUACACACUACUCUGGUAUUUUCCUAUUUUCUUUUUCUCGCUGCUAAGCUUCGACUUUCUCCUAACCAAAACCUUACCCUUCCAUCAUUUCGCAGCGUAAGUUCGCAGAUACAUUGCACUUAAGCUCAUACGGCUGCCAGUUGAUAAAUGGAGCACGCAAAUAGUCAGCUAGGACACUAAUACCCAAAUAGUUUCGCCGUAUGACGACCCAUGUACCACCAUCUUUUGUGUUUUUGUUUUGCCUCCUUUGUGCAUCUGUUCCCCACUUAUACCUCGUUUUACGCACCUCCCAGUUUCAAUUUGUUGUUUUUACUCCGGUUUUUAUUGCUCUGAGGGACUUUUUUGAAGAUAAGUACCUUUGGUUUUUAUAAAACAACAGUGCCGCGAUUUUUCAACAUUUCCGUCGACGCAAUCAAUAAGUUGUGUCAUUGCUUCGUCGCUCGAUUGCGGUGGAGUCCCUCCAGCUGUUUUGUGAGUGCUAGCCUCACAUGCUUCAGAGCCAUACUCAAGAGUGCGCGUGUCUCCAUUCACUAGCAUUCUUUCCCUCAAACUUGAAUCCCCGUUUUUCUUUGUUGUGAAAUCAGUGCCCAAAGCGCCACGAAAAUGCAUGCAUGCCUUUUCUGUCUGUUUUUCUUUUUUGUGAAUGCUCGAUCUCUCAUCAUCAAUGAUCGCGACUGCUUCUCCCCAGUUUCUGAUUUCCCUUAUGCUGUUAUCAGGAGUUUUUCUCAGGAGAUUUUACCCAUACAGUAGUGAUUCUCUCACUCUCGCACCGGCAUGUUUGCUUCCAUUUCACUUCCCGUGCUCCUCCUCCUUCCGAACUCCCUGGAGAAUGCUUUCAUUCUUUACCCGUGCUCUACCGCCGAUAUCACCUUCAUUUUCUGAGGCCCUGGAACAACAUCCGGUGCGGAAUCACCACAUUUUGGUUCCUUUUCUCUUUUGAAUGUCGUUUUACGCUCUUAUGCCAAGUUCCACUUCGAGUGACUCAUGUACUGCUUUUGCUCUUUUUGCCACCUUAUCUCCACUCUCUUUACUUUGUCUUUUGGUCGAUUUUCAACCCCACAGCUUUGUUAUUAAUUUAUCUUAUUGUUGGAUGGGAAAACAAUGCUUCUAUUUCGACUACCUAUCUAGUUGAAAUUCCAUAGUAUGACCCAGUUCAUGGGUAAUUUGCGGGU
This is a messenger RNA of Dicrocoelium dendriticum, 6114 nucleotides long. The record is from the annotation of a GenBank genome assembly. NCBI's taxonomy places the organism in Eukaryota, Metazoa, Platyhelminthes, Trematoda, Plagiorchiida, Dicrocoeliidae.